AUGGAGUAUCAAGAAAACGUUUAUUCAAACUAUUACGAUCAAUCCCAGCAAAGAAGAAACCCAUCCAGAUCGGGGGUGAAUCCUCAACAACGUACACCAGUUGGUUAUCAACAAACUGUUAGUCCAGCAUAUGAAUUUCCUCAACGACCGCAACAAGGAUAUCAGUUAACACAACAAGGAUAUCAGCCAACACAACAAGUAGGAUACCAGCAGUCCACAUAUCAGCCUCCUAUUGAUAAUCAACUUAGAAGGCAACCAACUAAUGGUUUUGGCUAUGAAAGUAUUGCUCCAAAUGUUAACAAUUAUGGAGAAGGAAAUUAUAACUACGAACAAGAAUAUGACGAAAAGUAUAACAAAAGAAGGUCUGCUCGUCAUGUCGAACUUACUCACGGAAAUUUAGUGUUAGAUUGUCCAGUACCUGACAAAGUACUUCGUAAUGUCAAAUAUAAUGACGGUGAAGAAUUUAACACUAUGCGAUACACUGCUGUCACGUGUGAUCCUGACGAUUUUGUUCAAAAUAAAUAUCUUCUUCGACCUCACAUUUAUGGUCGAAAAACUGAACUUAUGAUUGUUAUGACCAUGUAUAAUGAAGAUGAUAGACUUUUUAUCAAAACAAUGUCUUCUGCUAUUAAGAAUGUCGCUCAUCUCUGUUCAAGAACCAAAUCUAAAACGUGGGGACGUGAAGGUUGGCAAAAAGUAGUCGUAGUAAUAGUGUCUGAUGGUCGUAAUAAGAUCCAUAAACGAACCUUGAAUGUUUUGGGUGCCAUGGGUGUUUAUCAAGAUGGAAUUAUGCAAGAUAGUGUUGCCGGAAAAUCUGUAACUGCGCAUCUUUUUGAAUACACCACUCAAUUAAUGAUUGAUAAUGAGUGUAAUAUUCGUGGACAAGACAAAAAUAUUCCACCAGUUCAAGUUUUGUUUUGUUUAAAAGAAAAGAAUGCUAAAAAAUUAAAUUCUCAUCGUUGGUUUUUCAAUGCUUUUGCUGCUCAAUUGAAUCCAAAUGUCUGCGUUUUGCUUGAUGUUGGUACAAAACCUUCUCAUACUUCAAUUUAUCAUUUAUGGAAAGCUUUUGACCGUGAUCCUUCUGUUGGUGGUGCUUGUGGUGAAAUAAAAGCUGAACUUGGGGAAGGAUGGAGGAAUCUUAUUAAUCCUUUGGUCGCUUCUCAAAACUUUGAAUAUAAAAUGUCCAAUAUUUUAGAUAAACCAUUAGAAUCAGUUUUUGGUUACAUUUCUGUAUUACCAGGUGCUUUCUCGGCAUAUCGAUAUAAAGCUUUGCAAAAUACAUCCCCCAAUAGAGGUCCUUUAGCUUCUUACUUUAAAGGUGAAGCUAUGCACGGUUCGGGUGCUGCUAAUGCCGGUAUCUUUGAAGCAAACAUGUACUUGGCUGAAGACCGUAUUCUAUGUUUCGAAUUAGUUGCUAAAAAAUAUGAAUCAUGGAAAUUGAAAUAUUCUGCUAAAGCAGAAACUGAUGUCCCAGAUAAUAUACCUGAAUUUAUUUCCCAACGUCGUCGUUGGUUAAAUGGAUCCUUUUUUGCUGCUUUCUACUCUGUUGCCAACUUUACACGUAUCUGGACUUCUGGACAACCAUUUUACUGCAUGUUAAUGUUACAAGUUGAAUUCAUUUAUAAUGCCGUUCAAUUAUUAUUUAAUUGGUUCGCCUUGGGCAAUUUCUUUUUGGCUUUCUUCUUUCUUACUCAAUCCACCACUUCAAAUCCAGAAACUGAUCCUUUCCGAGGUUAUGGAAACGAGUUAUUUGAUGGUGUACGAUCGUUAUAUCUGAUGGUCAUUAUAACGAUUUUCAUUUCUUCGAUGGGUAAUCGUCCUCAAGGUUCCAAGUUCAUAUAUACACUUUGCAUAGUCCUUUUUGCUAUUAUUAUGACAACUAUGCUUUAUUGUGCAUUCUACACUGUAUAUCUUGCUUUAUACAAAACGACACCUCCAAUUAAUUUCAAAAGUUUCUCGAGUAUCCAAGCUGCUUUACAAAGGGCUGCUUUUCGUGAUAUCGUAAUUUCUAUUGUUUCAACUUAUGGUUUAUAUUUCUUUGCAUCCUUCAUUCAUGGUGAACCUUGGCACAUGUUUACUUGUCUAUUACAAUAUAUCUUACUUGUUCCUUUUUAUGUCAAUAUUCUCAUGGUUUAUGCAUUCUGCAAUACCCAUGAUGUUUCAUGGGGUACAAAGGGUGAUAAUGGUAAUUCUGCUAAUUUAGGUGGUGCACAGGCAGUGACAGGGAAGGAUGGUAAACAAAUGUUUAAAGUUGAAAUUCCUACUGAAAAAGAAGAUAUCAAUGCUGCAUAUGAUAAGAUUACGAGUGAGUUAAAAGUUAAAGUUUACGAAGAGAAACAACAUCGAGAUAGUUCUACGAAAAAGGAUGAUUACUAUAAAUUGUUUAGAACAAAUUUAGUACUCACAUGGAUGUUUUCAAAUGGAUUCAUUAUUUUAAUCUUUACAUCGAAUACUUGGCAAAGAUAUAUCAAUUCCAUUUACCCUGAUGGUGCCUAUAAUCCUUAUUUGACCUUCAAAACAUAA
This is a messenger RNA of Cetraspora pellucida, 2523 nucleotides long. NCBI's taxonomy places the organism in Eukaryota, Fungi, Glomeromycota, Glomeromycetes, Diversisporales, Gigasporaceae. The record is from the annotation of a GenBank genome assembly.